Condylura cristata (star-nosed mole) is the source of this 5514-nucleotide messenger RNA. RefSeq names its product 3-phosphoinositide dependent protein kinase 1 (gene PDPK1). Lineage: Eukaryota; Metazoa; Chordata; Mammalia; Eulipotyphla; Talpidae. The transcript has 13 exons. The coding region runs from base 56 to 1642 and encodes 528 amino acids. Gene Ontology annotation, biological process: intracellular signal transduction; peptidyl-serine phosphorylation. The record is from RefSeq and is a predicted model, not a curated record. Gene Ontology annotation, molecular function: protein serine/threonine kinase activity; ATP binding.
UGACGCCGUCCCCGUCCAGUCCAGCGUGGUGUUAUGUUCCUGCCCGUCGCCAUCCAUGGUGAGGACCCAGGCUGAGUCCGGCACGGCCCCUGGCGUUCCCGGCGGAGGCCGGCAGGGCCCCGCCAUGGACAGCACGGCCGCCGAGGCCCGGCCCAGCGCCGCCCCGCUGCAGCACGCGGCGCAGCCGCCGCCACAGCCUCGGAAGAAACGGCCCGAGGACUUCAAGUUCGGCAAGAUUCUGGGCGAGGGCUCUUUCUCCACAGUGGUCCUGGCCCGAGAGCUGGCAACCUCCAGGGAAUAUGCUAUUAAAAUCCUGGAGAAGCGGCACAUCAUCAAAGAGAACAAGGCCCCAUAUGUAACCAGGGAGAGGGACGUGAUGUCGCGCCUGGACCACCCCUUCUUCGUCAGGCUCUACUUCACCUUCCAGGACGACGAGAAGCUGUACUUUGGUCUCAGCUAUGCCAAAAACGGGGAGCUGCUUAAAUACAUACGCAAGAUCGGCUCGUUUGACGAGACGUGCACGCGCUUCUACACUGCAGAGAUGGUGUCCGCGCUGGAGUACCUGCACGGCAAGGGCAUCAUCCACAGGGACCUGAAGCCAGAGAACAUUCUGCUGAAUGAAGAGAUGCAUAUUCAGAUCACUGAUUUUGGGACUGCGAAGGUGUUGUCUCCAGACAGCAAACAAGCCAGGGCCAAUUCCUUCGUGGGCACAGCCCAGUACGUCUCUCCAGAGCUGCUCACCGAGAAGUCGGCCUGUAAGAGCUCGGAUCUGUGGGCCCUGGGGUGCAUCGUCUACCAGCUCGUGGCAGGCCUGCCGCCGUUCCGGGCAGGAAACGAGUAUCUUAUAUUUCAGAAGAUCAUUAAGCUGGAAUACGACUUUCCUGAAAAAUUCUUCCCUAAGGCCAGAGACCUCGUGGAGAAACUCCUGGUUUUAGAUGCCACAAAGCGAUUGGGCUGUGAAGAAAUGGCCGGGUACGGGCCUCUUAAAGCGCACCCCUUCUUUGAGUCCAUCACGUGGGAGAAUCUGCACCUCCAGACACCCCCGAAGCUCACGGCGUACCUGCCGGCCAUGUCUGAGGACGACGAGGACUGCUACGGGAACUACGACAACCUCCUGAGCCAGUUCGGCGGCAUGCAGGUGUCGUCCUCCACCCACUCCCUGUGCGCAGCGGGCCCGGGCCCGCCCCCCCGGGCCGGCAGCAACAUCGAGCAGUACAUCCACGACCUGGACACCAACUCUUUUGAGCUGGACUUGCAGUUUUCCGAGGAGGAAAAGAGGUUGUUGCUGGAGAAGCAGGCCAGUGGGAACCCUUGGCACCAGUUUGUAGAAAAUAACUUAAUACUGAAGAUGGGCCCAGUGGACAAGCGGAAGGGUUUAUUUGCACGGCGCCGGCAGCUGCUGCUCACGGAGGGGCCACACCUGUACUACGUGGACCCCGUCAACAGAGUCCUGAAGGGCGAGAUCCCGUGGUCCCAGGAGCUCCGGCCGGAGGCCAAGAACUUUAAGACCUUCUUUGUCCACACGCCUAACAGGACGUACUACCUGAUGGACCCGAGUGGGAACGCGCACAAGUGGUGCAAGAAGAUCCAGGAGGUGUGGAGGCACCGAUACCAGAGCCCCCCGGACGCCGCCGUGCAGUGACCGCCGCCGCAGGGUGCGCGGCCCGGCGCCGUGGGCGCUUGCAGACCCCUGCCGGCCACCUCCAGGGCGCCGACGGCAGGCCGGGCAGCUUUUUAUUUAAAAGAAAAAAAAAAUACCCGACCACCCAAAGAACCAAUCAGCGCGAGAGGCGCCCAGGGCCGCGCGCCUGCUCCCUGCCCUGCGGAGGCCCGAGCUCCCUGCGGCCAGUGGCGUCGGCCCAAGCAACUGCAGCCACCAGCUUUCUGUGUGCGGUGCGCCCGGCCGGGGUGGACAUGUGCGCCUCCUGCACCCGCCGCCCCGGGGCUCUGGGUGCCGCCCACUCCACCGGGGCGCUUGGGCUUAGGCCUCAGGCUCCUCGCCAUCCCCAGGCGCUGGCCUGUCUGUGCCCCACGUCCACCUUCCCGCGUGGCCCUGGCUGUGGGAUUCUGGUUCCCACUGUGCGCGGACUGCACCACGCAGGUGAAGCGGAGGGCCGUGGCCGCCUGCCAUCCCUCGGGAGUCGGAGAGGCAGGGGGCCGAGGCCUGCAUGAGCAUUGCCCCUGGGGGCUGUCUGAGGUGAAGGGCGGGCCUGCCCUGGGAGGCGAGCCGUGCCGCCCCGUGCCCGUCCUGCGGCGGCCUCUCCACGCGGACAGUCCCGGCACCUCCGGACCCCGGCCAUCAGGACUCUGCCAGACCCGGGCUGCAUCCAUCCCUCAUGGGAUGGACAGGCACAGGCCAGUCCCCCCAACCGGGGCCCGGGGGCGUGAGGCUGGGAUUCAGCCGCCUUGUGUUGCUCCGGGGCAGGUCCUGGUGUCUGCGGGGGACGAGGAGGUGGGGAGCGCAGAUUGCGGGCGUUGUGGGCCACGUCCACCAGGCCAGGCUGGACAGCUCGAGCGGCACGCCACCACCCCCUGGCCAGGCAGCGCCCUCUCGACCAGAGCAGGAGAGGGCAAGCGGCCCUCGUGCUCGGCAGGGUCCUGGGGCUCAUCCUCGCCAGGGCCCAGGCAGCCAGACCCCGGCCACUGCCCCGGCGAGCAGCGAGGCUGAGCUCCGCUCGUGCCUCCUUCAGAGAAGCCCACCUGUGUUCACCUGCUUUUUCAGACGUGACCUUGCCUGGCUGUCUCUUUCAGGAAUUUAUCUUCAGGCUCACCCCGCGUUCCGCCUCGCCUCUGGAACAGGCCGUGGCCGUGCGCCCCAGAGUGAGCCCCGCCCGCGCUUUCUCUGGCGGUCGGUGGCGGGGAAGCAGGGGAGCCUGCGGGUUGUAGCAGGCGCACGUGGCUGCUAGGAGACCCGAUCUCCCCGGACCGCACCACUACCUCCGGCUGCACCGCCAGGCACCCCGUCGCCUCCACAGCCUGAGGUGGCCGGGCAGGAGCCGCCGCGACUGCCAUUGCCCCAGCCCAUGGCCCAAGGGCCCUGCUCUGUAGGCAACCGCACCCCCACGGCCCCCCGGUGUUAUCACCCUGUCCUUGUGCGAGCUGCACCGUCACCUGCCCUCCGUGGUGGCUCCUUGCGGUCCGAGACGUGGACGCGGGGCUGCGAGGGCUGGCCCCGGGCGGUGGGAGUGUGCCCCUUCCGCCAGCCCAGGCCCGUGUCUCCCAGAGGCAAGGACCAGCAGCGCCGCCUGCCCAGCUCCCCCCCCCCCCCCGUGGGGUCCCCCUGGCGUGGAGAAGAGGGAGCACUGGCCCGCUGGGCGCCCCGCCUUGCCUCCGGGGGCCGGGACUGGCGGCCGCUCCCCUCUGCCCUCCCUGGAGCGGCAGAAGCCUCAGCGCCCCACCCUGGGUGCUGCCCGGGCCUGGGCGAGUCUGGGCUUGCUUAAACCAAACUUUGUUUUCCGAAAGUCACUGGAGGCUUCCCCCACCCCAGGGCCGCCGGGAGCGGUGCGCUCAGCCGCCACCACCCAGAGUGCAUGUGCUCUGCCGCCCAGUGGGAGCCUAGGUCAUCGCCCGCGUCGCGCCGGCUUGUUUUCACGUGACGCUUCAGCCAUCUGCCCCGGUCGGGAGCCGUGACUCAGACACGGCUGCUGGCGGUGCCGCGGCCGGCCGUCACAAUUCCCUGUGGUAGCAUUGAGAUGGUGUCCGGGUGUCCACUGUUUAAUGAUGCUGUGACCCUUCUACAUCUUGAUCUUUGACUCCUCCCAUCCGUCCUAGACCCCCAAGAGUGGUGUUUUGGGCCAGAGAAUCACUCGCUGUAAAGGUGGCGCUCGUCCCUGCGUGCUCAGCGCCGGCCGCUCUUCAGGGGCCCAGCCCCAGACAGAUGGCGUCCCAGCAAGCCGCGCCCCAGAGGGUGGGAUGAGACUGCUGUUUUUAACGCUAAGAUAAUGUCACCCUGCGACUCAUUCCCCAAGCCUGUCCCUGGUGUCUGGGACCUGGCCACGCGCAUGCUGGCGCACCCCACCUGCUGCUACAGCCGCGUGCGCGCUGACGCCUCGGAAUCUCGUGCUCUGUCCACAAUGGUACUGAAUUCGCGUCUGCACAGUCGGCAGAGAGAGAGAAAAAAAGUGUUGAACUGACCUUGCCACACGCUUAGUGGAUGAUUGUGGUUCCUUAGACCAGUGCACAAGAGCCACUGAAGUCAAGUGAAGGUUUUGGAGACGGGACCGCCCAGCGGUCAGGCUUCACAGGAGCGUAUUUGCCCGGCUUCCCAUGCCAGGGUGGGGCUGGGGUGGCUUCAGGCCCCUCCUGCCCAGUGGCCCAUGGUGCCGUUUGUUGUCUUCAAGGCCACACUGCCGAUCUGGUUUCAUUUUUAGUUGCUCCACUUUAGUUUGGGGUCUGUUGACUCUUAGAGGGGGAACACACAGGGUCUUCAGGUGCCAGGCUGUGCAGAGGGGUUUUGGGCCUUCAUGAAGGCGGCCCCUCUCCUACCCCACCCCCACCCCCCACGGCCGGCCAGCAGGUAGUGCUCACUGCUGAGUCUGCCGCAGUGAGGCAGUUCCUGGAGAUGACGCCCUCUUGCUUUCUCCCCGCUCUCUCCUUCCCAAGCCUGCCCGACCCUGGCAAGUGCCCUUCUUCCCUGGCGGGUGCCCUGCCCAUGGCCUCUAAGCCACUGGCCACCCUGCUGUGGGGAACUGGAGGCAGCGGCUGCCGUUCUGGGAGGAGCAGCUUCCUGGAGCUCCGCCUGGGGGCGUCGCGCAGCCCUGCUGUGCACCUGAGCUGGCCAGUGACCAGGGUCGGCGCGCUUGAUGUACAGGGAAUCUUGACAAAACGCAAACCGUUUUCAGCUGUGCAACGCACCCUAUCUAGCCCUUACAGCAGAUUAACUCCGAGUAGGGGUCACUUGGCUGGACAAACCCUCCCACGAGCCCGAGUCUGAUUGGAUGUUGGCGGAGUUCAAGUGUGCAGUCUUUAGACCUGCUGUAUCUGUCCCUUACCAACGCAGAGUAGGCCGAGUGGUGGCGCGCGGCCGUGGGGCUGGCGGUGAGCACGAGCGCAAGGAAUACUCUCUACCUGGUCAGUAGCUGUAACUGUGAUGUACAGGCAAAGCAAAAAUUUAAAAGAUGUAUGAAAACAAAUAAUGCAAUGAUAUUAGGAUAUACACUUUUGUACUUUUAUUCUUAUAUAAGGUUAUUUGCUGGCUAUCGUUGGCCUCUAUUCAGUCUGUGUUAUUUAAAAUCUAAUAUAUGAAUUACUUGGAUUGAGUUCAUGUCCGGGGCCACGUUGUAUGUAUUGAUGUACAGCCUUGAAUGUGAAUAAUUAUUGUAAACUAUAUUUUACAACUUUUUUUCUGGCUUUUAUUAUAUAAAUUUUCUAUUUGGUCAAUGAUUUAAUCCUAUCAUAAUUUAAUGAACCUGUUUACCCGUUUUUCCCCAAGUGUUUGUGCUUAGAUGUAGUUACCGGAUGAUGAGUUUCCCACGUAUGCUCGGUAGCCUUGUAAUAAACACGCAUGUGGAGAGU